AUGGCUGCCAUUCAUCAUAAUGAUGAAUCAGCACGUAAUCCAGCAAAUAAUGCUAGUAUGUUUCGAGUUCUUGGUUGUAAAGAAGAUGAUCUUAAUGAACAAUAUCAAGAGUUAAAUGAUAUGAUUUUACGAUGUAGUUUUUAUCAAUAUAUGGAUAUUUAUUCUUAUCUUUCUAUAGACAUUAUGACACAGCGUUAUCGAUAUCUUAAAAAUCUUCAAUUAACUUGUCCAAUUGGAAUUUAUAGGUAA
Messenger RNA from Rhizophagus irregularis DAOM 181602=DAOM 197198, 249 nucleotides. Lineage: Eukaryota; Fungi; Glomeromycota; Glomeromycetes; Glomerales; Glomeraceae. The record is from RefSeq and is a predicted model, not a curated record.